Messenger RNA from Eublepharis macularius, 3707 nucleotides. RefSeq names its product zinc finger RANBP2-type containing 3 (gene ZRANB3). Gene Ontology annotation, molecular function: ATP-dependent chromatin remodeler activity; ATP binding; endonuclease activity. The transcript is spliced from 21 exons. Bases 229 to 3549 code for a protein of 1106 amino acids. Lineage: Eukaryota; Metazoa; Chordata; Lepidosauria; Squamata; Eublepharidae. Gene Ontology annotation, cellular component: nuclear replication fork. The record is from RefSeq and is a predicted model, not a curated record. Gene Ontology annotation, biological process: DNA repair; replication fork processing.
AGGCAUAGUUUUCACAUCCUGCUGGGAAAAACUGGGGUCCGGGGGAGACAGGAGGAAGCCUUUAAACGCGUGGAAACCCGACUCUCUUUAAAAUAAACACGCUGGCAGUCAUUUGCAAGUGACUACUGGCUCUGGUCUGAGUGAGGAGGUCACUUCCGGAGCGGUGAGCGCGAAAAGUCUGGCGGCCGCCGCCGCCGGAGCAGCUAAGUGCGGAGUUACUGACUGAACAUGGCAAGUGACAUCCAAGAGGCUCCUAAAUAUGGAGCUUCUUGUUCAAAUUCUAAUGCUGAUGGAAAACUGUCUUUCCUACCUGGAAAGCUAAAACAGAGACUACUUCCUUUUCAGAAGAAAGGAAUCACAUUUGCAAUGGAGAAAAGCGGCAGGUGCAUGAUUGCAGAUGAGAUGGGCCUAGGGAAGACGAUCCAAGCAAUAGCGGUAUCUUACUACUACAAAAAUGAAUGGCCUUUGUUAAUAGUGGUGCCCUCAUCUCUGAGGUACCCUUGGGCUGAUGAGAUAGAGAAAUGGAUUCCUGACCUCUGCCCAGAGGAUAUAGUCAUCAUUCAAAAUAAAACUGAUACUUGGCGAAUUCCUACAAGCAAAGUCACCAUAUUAGGUUACGGACUGUUAACUUCAGAUGCACAGACUUUAGUAGAUGCUGUAUGCAAACAGAACUUCCACGUAGUGGUAGUUGAUGAGUCUCACUACAUGAAAUCCAGAAAUGCGACUCGCAGCAAGAUUUUGCUACCACUUAUUCAGAAUGCUGUUCGGGCCAUUCUACUUACUGGAACUCCUGCUUUAGGAAGACCCGAAGAGCUCUUUAUGCAGCUUGAAGCAAUUUGCCCAGGAAAAUUUGGGACAUGGACCGAAUAUGCAAAAAAGUACUGUGGUGCACAUGUCAGGUUUUUUGGUAGACGACGGCAGUGGGAUUGCAGAGGAGCUUCAAAUUUAGAUGAGCUGCACCAGCUUCUAAGUGAUGUAAUGAUUAGGCGACUAAAAAAGGAAGUUUUAACUCAGUUACCACCUAAGAUUAGGCAGCGUAUCCCUUUUGAUCUUCCCAAAACUGCUGCUACGGAAUUAAAUGCUAGUUUUGAAGAGUGGGAGAAAUUAAUGAGAGCUUCAGAUUUAGAUUCUACAGAAAGCGACUUUCUCCAGGUGAUGAGUCUCAUUACACGAAUGUUUAAACAGACUGCUAUUGCCAAGGCAGGAGCAGUAAAAGAUUAUAUCAAAAUGCUUCUUGAAAAUGACAAACUUAAGUUUCUAGUCUUUGCACAUCAUUUAUGCAUGCUCCAGGCAUGUACAGAGGCAGUGAUAGAAAGCAAGGAACGCUACAUUCGAAUAGAUGGAAGUGUACCCUCAGCAGAAAGAAUAAACCUUGUCAAUCAGUUCCAGAAGGACCCAGAUACUAGAGUGGCCAUUUUGAGCAUUCAGGCUGCUGGUCAGGGUUUAACUUUUACUGCUGCUACUCAUGUUGUUUUUGCUGAACUGUAUUGGGAUCCUGGACAUAUAAAGCAAGCAGAAGACAGAGCGCAUCGGAUUGGGCAGUGCAGUUCUGUGAAUAUCCAUUACCUCAUCGCAAAUGGGACACUGGACCCUCUUAUGUGGGCAAUGUUGAACCGCAAGGCAACAGUUACAGGCACCACACUAAACGGCAGGAAAGAAAAACUGCAGGCAGAAGAAGGAAGUAGAGAGAAAUGGAAUUUCCUGAGUUUUGCAGAAGCCUGGACACCUAAUGAAAGUCUGAAUGACAUUAAAAACCAAGUUUUAUUCACCCAUUUUGAGAAGGAAAAGCAGCAUGACAUUCGUGCCUUCUUGUCACCAAAGCCAAAUGCUGAGAAAAAGAGAAAAAUGGCUUCUUGUGACGAGUCUUUGAGUUUCAGUCCAGAUACUUCUCAAGCUGAAGAGGAAAAGGACAUAGAGGAGAGUGACUGUUUGGGCUCCGGGGAAGCAAAGGAUCCAGACUCUGUUUGCAGUGAGCCAAAGCGAUCAAGACCUUUAGAGCCCUCUACCCCAAAGAACACAUCUAGGAAAAAGAGAAAAUCUCUGUUUGGAAAAACAGCCUCUUCACGUCCAGAAGACACUAUUCUAGUGGACAAAGAAGCUCAGCUGUUUAAUUCAAGCAAAGGAACUGCUUCAGAAGCAGCCUGGCAUUGCAAUCUUUGUACUUACUGUAAUAAUUCAUUACUACCUUACUGUGAAAUAUGUGAAUCUCCUCGGGAACAGAAAAGUAAACAGAAUAAAAAUCAAAUGAGUAGCUCCAUCCAGAGUGAAAAUGAAACUGCAGCUCUAGAUGCUAGAAACGUUAAUGGUGCUGAAGUGACUGAUAAAUUUGGCCAAAGAAAAGGCUUAGGACUGCUGAAUGCUGAAAUCAAGGAAGGAGCUGCCAUUGCUGCAGAUAAGCACUCUGAUCAUUGUGAGCAAAGGCUCAGAGAAGAGAAUGCAGAGGAUUCACAUUCCUAUCCCGUGUAUAGUGGCCUUCUGUUCUGUGCAAGUAGGAACACUGAUAGAAUUCAUAUCUACACAAAGGAUGGAGAGCCUUUGAAUUGUAACUUCAUUCCAUUGGACAUAAAAUUAGAUAACUGGGAAGAUUUACCAGAGCAUUUUCAACAAAAACAGAACCGUUCAUUGAUAUUGAGGUUUGUGAGAGAAUGGAGUAGUCUCACAGCCAUGAAGCAAAGAAUUAUUCGGAAAGGGGGUCAGAUAUUUUCUAGCCCCAUUCUGGCUGCUGAAGAUACAUUGUCAAAACAACAGGCCAGACUUGGCAGUACCAAACGGUAUGUGACAAAAGAGGACGUUGCCAAAGCUUCAGUAAGAAAAGUGGAUAGUAGUGGUGGCAGUGUUCGUUUAGUUGCUAAACAGUCUACGAUUCCCUUAAAAAUACAUACUGGCUCUGCUGGCGAAAAGGACCAACAUUCUGCAAAGUUGGCAUCAGUAGACGGAAAUUGCCCAGUCUCCAUUUUAGAUCUGAGUCAAACUGAUGCUGUGGAGGAGCUCUCUAUAGGGAAAGGCUACUUGCAGGCUGUAGACGUUGAAGGGAAUCCACUCUGCCUCAGCUGCCAAAAGCCAACCAUUGUGCUUGAUCAUACAUCCACGUGCGCUGCCUGGGACACACGAUUUUGUUCUCACGAAUGCCAGGAUGACUUCUUAAUCCGCUCGAGUCAAAGUUACUUGAGAACCCAAGUAUUUGAAAUCGAACAUGGUGUUUGCCAGAUGUGUAGUCUGAAUGCUCAGGAACUGUACCUCACUGUCAGAGAUGCCCCAAAGAAUCAACGUAAAAGUCUUUUGGACAGAACUUGGAUGUCCAAGCUUCCUCUCACACAGUUGAAUGAAAUUAUCCUGAACCCAACUGAAGGUCACUUCUGGCAAGUGGAUCAUAUCAAGCCAGUUUAUAGUGGAGGAGGACAGUGUUCUCUAGAAAACCUUCAGACGUUAUGUACAGUUUGUCACAAAGAGAGAACAGCAAAGCAAGCAAAGGAAAGAGGCCAACUAAAGAGACAAAGUCUAGCUUCAAAAUAUGGGUCGGACAUUACUAAGUUCUUUGUGAAACUAUAAAGUGAAGUCACCCUCUGUAUUAAGGGUAGUAUUGAACACAGUGAUACAAAUCAUAUACUCUAACAUGAUACUAAACUUCUGUAAUAAGAAUCAGUCAUGUACCUUUAGCUGUGCAUUAUCUAUUGAGUUUGUCUUAUUAUAAACAUUUGUAAUUACUA